AUAUGUGUGUGAGUUCUUGAGUUCCCUACAAAACACGUCAGUGGGUGAUUUGUGAUAAAGGGCACGCGAUUGUGUGGUUUAUGGGACCUGCAAACCGGGAAACUUGGCAAUAUGCUAUUGGCGAGACUAUUUUUAUAUAAAGAGAGAUAUUCGGGCUGAUUUAAGAUGCUCCAACUUCGACUGCUAAGCUAAUAUCAGACAAGGUUUAUCUAGUGAAGUACUUCCUACUAACAUGAGUACCGGCAACCCUCUCUCGGACUCAGAAUCUGAGGACGGUGGAAUUAAGUUUAAGUUAUCCACUGCAAAGCCCACUCAUGAUGUUCACGAUGACUGGAUUAUGCCCCCACUUUUAGAGUACAUUAAUGCAAAUGUCAUUGGCUGGGACACAGUGUUUAAUGGACCCUAUGGCAAAAAGCAAGUGGUCUACUGUGAUUACACAGCAUCAGGAAAGCCCUUGCGGUUUAUUGAAGAUUACAUCCAGAAUUAUGUGUAUGCAUUCUAUGCCAACACUCACACCACAACCACUACAACUUCAAGACAAACUACCAAGUUUCGCAAUGAGGCAAGAGAGAUUAUCAAGAAGUGUGUGAAUGCCAGUGCUGAAGACAGGGUGAUAUUUGUCGGAAGUGGAACAACUAGUGCCAUCCACAAACUGAUCCAUGUGUUGGAACUAGAGGGCGAGAAGGCCAAGAAAACGGCCGUGUUUGUUGGCCCCUUUGAGCAUCACUCCAACAUAUUGCCAUGGAAAGAAACAGGUGCUAAGAUUGUUCGCAUCAGAGACAAUGAUCAUGGUACUGUUGAUAUGGCUAUGCUAGAACGUGAAUUUAAGAGACACAAGGAUUACACAAUAUUCACUGCGUUCUCUGCGGCAUCUAACGUAACAGGGAUAUUGACAGAUACCAAAGCUGUGAGUGAGAUGUGUCACAAGUAUGGUGGCUUGGCAUUCUGGGAUUUCGCAUCUGCUAGUCCGUACAUCACUAUCAACAUGAAUGCCACACUAACCGGGUAUAUGGACGCUGUUGUUCUUUCACCGCACAAGUUCGUUGGUGGGGUUGGAACUCCAGGUGUACUUAUCGCCAAAAAGUCAGUUUUCACCAACAAGAUCCCAGAUGGCUGUGGAGGUGGGACCGUGCUUUUUGUCACACGAGAUACCCAUCUAUACCUGAAAGACAUCGAGGCCCGUGAGGAAGGAGGCACGCCCGCCAUAGUAGAGUCCAUACGAGCGGGCAUGGUCUUCCAGCUGAAACAGAGCGUGGGACCUUCACUGAUUGAGCAACGAGAAGACGAGUUGUGCAGGAAAGCAUUUGAAGUGUGGAGAAAGAACUCGUGCCUUGAGAUCCUUGGGAGCGAUAAGGCACGCCGUUUGCCUAUCUUCUCGUUCAUCGUGUACCACAAGGACAGCGGAAAACUGCUGCAUCACAACUUCGUCUCCGUGCUUCUCAAUGACUUGUACGGUAUCCAGGCUAGAGGAGGGUGCGCAUGCGCAGGACCUUACGCAUGGGACCUCCUUGGCGUUAGCGAAUCUUUAGCGAAGCAGUUCAGCUGGUUCAUGGAAGAGCACCACGGUGAAAACGUCGAAGCCAAGUUGCAAGUUCCUUUGGAGAUAAUGAAGCCUGGAUUUGCUCGGAUCAACCUGCCGUACUUUAUGGAUGACGAGACAGUGCACUACGUUUUGGAGGCUGUAGAUAUGGUCGCUACCCAUGGUUGGAAGCUACUACCACAGUACCGAUGCGACCCUCAUACGGGGGCCUGGGAACACCGGAAGUAUAGCGGACAGGCUUCGAAAAAGUCCGAGCCUUACAGCUUGCAUGACGUCACGUAUGACGAUGACGGAAUCCACAUCGCUAGCAAGACGAGUGCCAGUUUGACCGAAUACCUUGACUUAGAGAAAAUGGCCAAAACUGCCAGCAAGGUGUUCGAAGAAGCUGCGGAGGUCAAUAAUGAAACAUCAACAGUAGAAGACGACGUUUUGCACUUCCGGGAUGACAAAGACAAACUAGUGUGGUUCCUUCAACCACAAGAAGCGCAGUUAUUCCUUGCCACGGAGUCACUUAAGUACAAACCAUUCCAGCGCACACCACUGCCCUUUAAACCCAGAAAACUUUCCAGGAACUACUCGAAGCAGGAUCUUCACCGGCGAAUGCAGUGGCAGAGAAGCAUCUCCGACAGUAUCCCUGAAGGUGACGAACACUGGUUGCGAAUGGAUGGAGCUCUACACGAUCUUAAAGUGGUGAACGAAGACGAAUCCAAGGAAAAAGAUCACGAACCCAACGCAAAAGACGACAAAAAGAAGCUAAAGACCAAGAAACAUUCAUUCAGAGUCUUCGGGCGGAAGCAGCAUUCAGUUGCGAUUGCGCAACCAGAAGACGAGGUGUUCCUUGAUAACAGGGGGGAGGACGUGUCCUCCUCAGAGACGACGGGUAAACGUGGCUGUAUCGUACAGUGAGGGAGCUGGAGUAGUGUGUGUAAGGAACACCCUUGAUGCACAGAUACCGUGAAUGUUUAGCUCCUGUUAUCAUAGUAAUGGUAGACCGUUUUUGGAGCUUUCUGGAUGACAAACCACCGGUUCACGAUGUACUCUGUAGUAUACGACGAAAAGAAACGAUUGUUGUGAUAAAGUUGGGGCAGUGUGCUUGUCGCGGUUACCAUGAACAUGACACCGUGAUACCACUGCAACGCGAUGCACCAUAUCUGGAGAUUUCCAGGCGCCCGUUUCUCGAAACACCCGAGAAUUCUCGGGCCCGAAAACUUUAGUUUGCAUUUUUGCCCAAAAUUCCGCAUGUUUUCCUUUUGGAGAACCCCUUUCAUGUUUUAAACAGUUUUAACUUCCAAUUGGUUCGUAUACCAAAUUGUUAUGCUCAAUAGGGCUAUUUUCGACGUUUUGCUGAAGCCAGAAAGUUAUCCGAAAAGUCUCGAGUGACUGCGAGGUCCCGAGAACUUUCUUAAUAUUUAAGCCUGUGAAUUUCGGGCCCGAGAAGUUCGGGAAAGGAUCAAAAUCUAUAAAGAAUCAUCUUUCGCAUGAAUCUUUUGGUAAAAUACGAUGUUUGACAAUAUUUCAACACAUUAUAUACCAUAAAUUUUAUAGCAAUUAGCCAGCUUUUCAAAUUUAAGGAAUAAAACGUUUUCGGGCCCGAGAAUUCUCGGGUGUUUCGAGAAACGAGCCCCUGGGAACAUUCCAUAUCUGGGUCUUGUCCCAAUCACCAUAUAACGAAGUUGGACGUUAUCCGCGAGCAAUGGGUUCAUAACCCUUUCUGGUUAUUAAGUGCCAGAUCGUCUGGGAUCUUCUUGGGUUGGGAAGGGACUUGCCUGAGCCGUAUCGGAUAACCCUGCACCAUGUUAGGACCAUUCCCGGUUGACUCUUGGUUGCCAAUACUAUGACCAUAUUUGGAGCUCGUAGAUUACCCUAGAUAAGUAUUUGGAUCAUGUUCGAGAGAGGGACUUUGCGAAAGUCCAGUUCGAGUAUCACCAGUUCAACUCAAUUGACAAGCUAGAAACGCCAUAACUGGUAAUUAUUCCAGAAUAAUAAGUGAGCCAACGAGCUUGGCAAAGCAAUGCUUCAGUGCAUAUCAGAACAGGAUGGAAUGCCCCUUGUUAUUAAGUUCGUGUAAAUCAAGACUGAUUCUUGCUUACUAAUUGAAUACAUUUCAUUGGUCACUGUAGCGCCGUAGCAGGGGAUGGGACACGAGCCCCCUUCCACAAAUUUUUUAAAAAAUUGGGCUGUGCCUCCACAUAUUUUCUUAAUGUUUUUGUAUAGUGCCCCUCCCCGUUGCCUGUUACGGCACUGACGUCACACUAUAAUCCUCGUAGUUGUCGAAGAAGCAAUAUUUCUUCACCAUAACUAGAACAGUUACAUGCAGUUCUUCAGACUAGGUAUGUUCCAGGAAGACUUUUCAGGAUUAGAUAUUAUCCAGUAUAUAGUAUAUGCUCAGAUGCCUACUGCUAAUAUAUUUUCAGAUGUCAAACAAGUGAAAUGUCAUUUGUUGUAAAAAUAAAAAAAUCUGUCUUCUA
Messenger RNA from Nematostella vectensis (starlet sea anemone), 4008 nucleotides. RefSeq lists its product as uncharacterized. The transcript has 20 exons. NCBI's taxonomy places the organism in Eukaryota, Metazoa, Cnidaria, Anthozoa, Actiniaria, Edwardsiidae. The record is from RefSeq and is a predicted model, not a curated record. The coding region runs from base 233 to 2446 and encodes 737 amino acids.